Molecule: messenger RNA, 1531 nt
Organism: Arabidopsis arenosa
Lineage: Eukaryota; Viridiplantae; Streptophyta; Magnoliopsida; Brassicales; Brassicaceae
Source: the annotation of a GenBank genome assembly
AGACAGAGAAGAAGCGAGAGCGAGCGAGAGAGAAAUGGCGCAACCAAGCAAAGAACCCUGCAAGAAAGAGGCUUGCGACAUCCAAGCCUGUCUUUCCAAAAACAAUUUUCUUCCUCAAAGGUGCCAGAGAGUGAUAGAGAUGUUACAGGCUUGUUGUGAGAGAUGCAAUAACGAGUCAACACAUUGUGGAUCUGUAGCUGCUCUCUUGAAGCAAAUCAAGAACGCUGUUCCCGUUACCGGAAUCCGGCAGCGAUGCCUCAGGAUGGUCACUUCUUGCGUAUCCAACGCUCAGAAAUCCGUCCUGAAUGGUACCACCGACGCCGUCUCUGUCGUCGGGCGGGAGCAGAUUCGUCUUGGUCUUCCUAGCAAGGGACGCAUGGCCGCCGAUUCCCUGGAUCUUCUCAAGGAUUGCCAAUUGUUUGUCAAACAAGUUAAUCCACGGCAAUAUGUUGCUCAAAUUCCUCAGUUACCAAAUACUGAAGUUUGGUUUCAACGGCCAAAAGACAUUGUAAGGAAGUUGCUCUCAGGAGAUCUGGAUUUAGGCAUCGUUGGUCUUGACAUAGUUGGUGAAUUUGGUCAGGGAAAUGAAGAUCUUAUCAUUGUCCAUGAAGCUCUCAACUUUGGAGAUUGUCAUCUUUCCCUUGCGAUACCCAACUAUGGAAUAUUUGAGAAUAUAAAAUCUCUGAAGGAGCUAGCACAAAUGCCUCAAUGGACCGAGGAAAGACCUUUACGAGUUGCUACAGGAUUCACUUAUCUAGGCCCCAAAUUUAUGAAAGACAACGGUAUAAAGCAUGUGACUUUUUCAACUGCAGAUGGAGCCCUAGAGGCAGCUCCUGCGAUGGGGAUAGCUGAUGCCAUUUUAGACCUUGUGAGCAGUGGGACAACCCUUAAAGAGAAUAACUUAAAAGAGAUUGAAGGAGGGGUUGUACUGAAGAGUCAGGCUGCACUAGUGGCGAGCAGAAGGGCAUUGACUGAGAGAAAAGGAGCACUAGAAACAGUGCAUGAGGUUCUCGAGAGAUUAGAGGCUCAUUUGAAGGCAGAUGGUCAAUUCACCGUGGUUGCAAACAUGAGAGGAACGGAUGCUGAGGAAGUGGCUGAACGUGUGAAAACCCAACCAUCAUUAACAGGAUUGCAGGGACCAACUAUAAGUCCAGUUUACUGUAAACGAGAUGGAAAAGUAUCAAUUGAGUACUAUGCCAUUGUGAUAUGUGUACCCAAAAAAGCUCUGUAUGAGUCUGUGCAGCAACUGAGAGCGGUGGGAGGAAGUGGGGUACUGGUUUCACCUCUAACAUACAUUUUUGAUGAGGAGACUCCCAGAUGGAGUCAGCUUCUGAGUAAACUAGGCCUGUGAUGCUGCUUCUCAGACAUAGUUUGGUUUAGUCAGAUGCAUUCGUAGGAGGAACUCUUUGGGUCAAACACUACAAUGUUUUUUUCUCUUUCAGUGUGGAUCUUUUAGAAGAAAAACAGAGGUCGCCUCUUUUAAGCCUUUUAAGUCCAUCUUUGCCUAAUGGACUAAAACCCUUUCAGGUAG